GCCAUGGACGCGGCCGAGCUGUACGAGGAGGAUGGCAAGGACCUGGCGGGCUACGACUUCGAGCCGCUCCCCACUCUGCCGGAGGACGAGGAGAACGUGUCCCUGGCCGACAUCCUCUCCCUGCGGGACCGCGGCCUCAGCGAGCAGGAGGCAUGGGCCGUGUGCCUGGAGUGCAGCCUGUCCAUGAGGAGCGUCGCCCACACGGCCAUCUUCCAGACCCUGUGCAUCACGCCGGACACUCUGGCGUUCAACACGAGCGGGAACGUGUGCUUCAUGGAGCAGCUCAGUGAUGACCCCGAGGGUGCCUUUGUUCCCCCGGAGUUCGAUGUGACCGGGAACACCUUUGAGGCUCACAUCUACUCUCUGGGGGCCACGCUGAAGGCGGCCCUGGAGUACGUGACUGAGCCCGAGCUGGAGCCCAGGCUGAGCCAAGACCUGGAGGUGUUGCUGAGCCGGAUGCAGGCAGAAGACCCCAGGGACCGGCCCGACCUCGAGGGCAUCAUCGCGCUGUGCGAGGAGAAGAUGCUCUUCACGUCCUCCUGCCGCCUGUGCCGGAGCCUCUCGGCCAUCGGAAGGAGAGUGCUCUCCAUUGAGUCCUUCGGAGCAUUUCAAGAUGUCACCGAGAGUGCCUGGAGCGGGAAGCCUGCCGCAGGAAGCGUGGGGCCCAGGAGGCAGACGGGGGUCCAAGCCAUGGACCCAGGGAGCAUGCCCCAGCGUCCUGCCCAAGAAGCCCAGGGCAGCCCAAAGCAGCCUGCUGCCUCCCCCUCCAAGCCCCUGCUGUCAGCCCCCGUGAGAAACGGAGAGCAGCCGGCCAGUCUCCUCCUGGACUCCCAACACCCCCCGGGCGACACGGACAGGAGGUGCCUGCGGAAGGUGCAGACGUUCCCCAAGCUCCCGCCUGAUGGCCCCGAGCCCAGCACCCUCUGCCUGACGCUGACCCCCGCCAAGAACCAGCCAUCCACAUCCCAAGUCUUCCCUGCAAACCUCAGCAAGGCCCCUCUAGAUGGGAAAAACGGCCUUUCCAGCUACAAGUCAGAGCCCAGUUCCAGACUGUGGCCGGGGCGGGAGCCCGAGCUCCAGCAAGGGGGACCUGGAGACGCCAGCCGAAGUGGGGACAGGGCGUCUGGGGCGCUGGGCUGGAGCCCGGUGGAGCAAAGCGCCCCGCCCCGUUCCGAAGACCCUGGAGAUGCAGGCCGAGAGCCCAGGACGUGCAGGACUGAGGAGGGGUCCCCAGGCCGAGCUGGGGAGCCGGCUAGCGCCACGGCAGAGCAGGUCGUCUCCCUACAGCAGCUCCUGUGCCAGCUGGGCCGGCCCUUCAAGGAGUGCGAGCUCUGGGCUCUGUCGCACGCGUGUCUCACUGCUCUGCGCGCUCACCACGAGCACCCAGCCUACCUGUGCCUGGACUCCGUGCUGGUGGCCGAGGACGGGGCCGUGCUCUUCAGCCCACCCCCCGCCAACGGCACUUACGACACCUUCUUUCUGGCUCCUGAGGUUGCAGAGCAAGAACUGGUGACUGAGAAGGCCUCCGUGUACGCUGUAGCUGCGGUCCUGUGGACGGCGGCCAAGUUCAGCAUCCCCCGAAACCACAAGCUGGCCCUGCCACGCAGGCUGAAGACCUUCCUCUUGGACAUGGCCAGGCGCAGUGCCCAGGAGCGGCCACACACGGCUGAGGCCAUCAAGAUAUGCGGCACCUACCUCCGUCAGCGAGGCAUGGACAGCAGGAGGAUUUUAGCCCACCUGAGGGCUUCCACCCGCAAGGUCGGACAGGGACUUCCAGAGCAGGUUGACCAGGAGGAAGAGACCAUCGGCCUCCAGAACGCUCUCUCCGUGGUCGAACUGAGCCCCAGCCCAACACCCAUCUCUGGGCCCAGCUCAGGCUUUGUUGGGGUUAGCCACGACCCCAGGCUGGUGGCCGUGCAGGGGCCUAUGCCCACGCAGCCCCCCAGCACUGAAGGGGCCACAUUACUGCCAGUCGCCUUCCCCGCCGCAGCCACACGCUUCAGGCCCAUCGUGCCGGCCCCAGAUGCAGCGGCCGCCAGGGACAGGGAGGGCGAUGGCCAGCAGGCUCCCGAGGCCCCUGGAGCUGCCAACUGGAAGACGCCUGACCAGCCGUCACCUGGUGCUGGACCACAGGGAGCGGCCCCAGAGCCUCUCAGAGAGUCCACGCCAAGAGACAAGGCCCAGGGGAUCCCCUGCGUCCCAGCCCCUGGCCCAGAGGGGGCGUCACCAGUGAUGCCCGAGCCUUCUGCUGAUGUCCCACUCCUGAAGGCACAAGCGCUCGCCACGGAGGAAGGGCCCAGUGUGACCCGCCGUGACCCGAGUCACCCAGCCAAGCCACUCAGGAACAAGGCCACUAAGGGCCCAGGCCAGGAACCUGAGGGUCCGUCAUCAGCUCCAUGGGACCCCUCCCUGGCCCAGGCGAGUCCAGACAGCCCCAAAGGCACCUCUGUCCCAGAGCAGGAUGACCAGUCCACAGACAGUCACCCCGAGCGGCCCCUACCAGCAGACCACAAGCUCGGUGUGUCCAGUGUGGACGCCUCGCCCCUCCCGAAGAGGACAGCCUGCCCGUCACUGCAGGAGGCCACACGUCUCAUCCAGGAGGAGUUUGCCUUCGACGGCUACUUGGACAACGGACUGGAAGCGCUGAUCAUGGGUGAAUACAUUUACGCCUUGAAAGACCUCACCUACGCCACUUUCUGUGGGGCCAUAUUGGAGAAGUUCUGUGACCUCUACUGGGGGGAGAAGUUGCUGCAGAGUCUUUUCAAAGUGGUGAACGGGAGGACGUCCCCCUCCGAGAAUGCUUCAGAGGAGGCUGGGGCAGAGCCCGAGGGCAGCGCAGCCGGCACUCCGAGGGGCUGCUCCAUGUCCAGCAAGAGGCCAUUGCUGCACGGAGCGGGGAAGGAGAAACUGGCCACGGCGCGUGUCGGCCGAGCUCCCUGCCCGUCCCCGUCGCUGUCCGAUGUGGAUGCAGACGAGCUGUCGCGGGGUAACUUUGAGGUGGGAUUCCGGCCUCAGAAGUCCGUCAGAGGCGAGCGGGAACAGCAGCUGGAGGCCGGAGAGCACGGGCAGCAGGGUGGGGGCCCGAGCCCCGAGGCCGUGGCCCAACUGGCCCGGCCCAAGGAGGGGGGCCUGGCCGCGCCCCCGGGCCCGGCGGAGCUCCAGCGCUGCAGCCCCGGCUGGUGCAGUGCCUUCUACGAGGCGGACUGCUUCGGCGCCGACGUCCACAGCUACGCGCGGGAGCUGGCCAGUCAGAAGGCAGGCGCGGCCCCCGGCGCGGACGCCCAGAGCCUGACGUCUCUCCUGGAACCAGAAUGCAGACAGGAGCUGGAGCAGCAGCUGCUGAUAGAGAAGAGGAACUACCGGAAGACCCUGAAGUUCUACCAGAAGCUCCUGCAGAAGGAGAAGCGCAGUAAAGGCUCCGAGGUGAAGACCAUGUUGUCCAAACUGAGAGGGCAGCUGGAAGAAAUGAAGUGCAAAGUGCAGUUCCUGGGACUGGUCAAGAAGUAUCUGCAGGUCAUGUAUGCCGAGCGGUGGGGCCUGGAGCCCUGCGCCCUGCCCGUGAUCGUGAACAUCUCGGCGGCCCACUGUGACACGCUGGAUUUCAGCCCCCUAGACGAGUCCUCAUCCCUCAUCUUCUACAACGUCAGCAAGCACCCACGAGGCGGCAGGCAGAGGAAGGCCCGCGUCCUACAGGCCGGCACACCUCUGGGGCUCAUGGCAUACCUCUACUCCAGCGACGCCUUCCUGGAGGGCUACGUGCAGCAGUUCCUCUACACUUUCCGCUACUUCUGCACACCCCAGGACUUCCUGCACUUCCUCCUGGACCGCAUCAACAGCACCCUGUCCAGGGCCCACCAGGACCCCACCUCGAUCUUCACCAAGAUCUACAAGCGGAGCUUCUGCCUCCUGCAGGCCUGGCUGGAGGACUGCUACGCGGUGGACUUCAUGCGGAACUCCGGGCUCCUGGGCAGGCUGGAGGACUUCAUCUCCUCCAAGAUCCUGCCCCUGGACGGCUCCGCCGAGCACCUGCUGGGCCUCCUGGAGGUGGGCACCGACCGGCGGGCCGAGGGCUCCUCACGCGGCACCGACCUGGAGGACCCCAAGGAGGCCGAGGACGACGCCAGACCUCUCAAUGCCCUCUGUAAGAGGCUCUCGGAAGACGGCAUCUCCCGGAAGAGCUUCCCCUGGAGGCUGUCCCGGGGCAACGGGCUGGCCCUGCCGCACAAGGAGCGCCAGUACACCAUCGCGUCGGCCCUGCCCAAGCCCUGCUUCUUCGAGGACUUCUAUGGCCCCUAUGCCAAGGCUAACGAGAAGGGGCCCUACUUCCUGACCGAGUACAGCACCCACCAGCUCUUCAGCCAGCUGACAUUGCUGCAACAGGAAUUAUUUCAGAAGUGCCAUCCUGUCCACUUCCUCAACUCCCGGGCCCUGGGCGUCAUGGACAAAAGUGUGGCCAUCCCCAAAGCCGGCAUGUCUGAGUCUCCGUCCGCCAAAGCCUGCACCUUGUUUCCGCCCGGCUACGUCCAGGACUCGUACCUGCUGCGGCUCCUGCGCCGCGCGGACGACGUCAGCACCUGGGUGGCGGCGGAAAUCGUGACCAGCCACACCUCCAAGCUGCAGGUGAAUUUGCUGUCCAAGUUUUUGCUGAUUGCGAAGUCUUGCUACGAGCAGAGGAACUUUGCGACAGCCAUGCAGAUCUUGGGAGGCCUGGAGCACCUGGCCGUGAGGCAGUCCCCUGCCUGGAGAAUUCUACCCGCAAAGAUAGCGGAGGUCAUGGAAGAGCUGAAAGCCGUGGAGGUCUUCCUGAAGAGCGACAGCCUGUGUUUGAUGGAAGGACGGCGCUUCCGGGCACAGCCCACGCUGCCCUCAGCCCGCCUCCUGGCCAUGCACGUCCAGCAGCUGGAGACAGGGGGCUUCACCAUGACCAACGGCGCCCACCGGUGGAGCAAGCUCAGAAACAUAGCCAAGGUGGUGAGCCAGGUGCAGGCGUUCCAGGAGAACCCCUACACGUUCGCGCCCGACCCCAAGCUGCAGUCCUACCUCAAGCAAAGAAUCGCACGCUUCAGUGGGGCUGACAUUUCCAUUUUAGCCGCAGACAACAGAGCCUCCUUCCACCAGAUCACCAACGAAAAGCACUCCCGGAAAAUCCAGGACAAGUUACGGAGAAUGAAGGCCACGUUUCAAUAA
This is a messenger RNA of Enhydra lutris kenyoni (northern sea otter), 5187 nucleotides long. RefSeq names its product kinase non-catalytic C-lobe domain containing 1. Gene Ontology annotation, biological process: small GTPase-mediated signal transduction. Gene Ontology annotation, molecular function: guanyl-nucleotide exchange factor activity. The record is from RefSeq and is a predicted model, not a curated record. The coding region runs from base 4 to 5187 and encodes 1727 amino acids. The transcript is spliced from 31 exons. Lineage: Eukaryota; Metazoa; Chordata; Mammalia; Carnivora; Mustelidae.